AUGAAGCUCCAAUUCCUGAUGCUUGGUUUGGAAGCUUCCUCUGCCCUUAAAUCUGUAUAUGCGGCAAGUGAUAGUAAAGCGACUCCUUAUUUUCCCAUUCCAACCAACGCGCCCAAGACAUGGGUUCAUCCAGGAGUUUUCGUUUCCGGGCCACAGCUCGAUCACAUUGCCAAGAGGAUCGAGGCUAGGGAGAAUCCUUGGACGGAGGCAUUGGAUUCCAUGCUUAACAUGUCGUACAUCUCGCCUACGCGAACGGCCGAGCCAUAUGAGACGGUCCAGUGCGGACCGACAUCGACGCCCAACAUUGGGUGUUAUCAGGAGCGCGAGGACUCCAUGGCGGCAUACAUGAACGCAUUGGCAUGGUGGAUCACGAAGGACAAGCACUAUGCUGAGAAAUCCAUCCAUUAUAUGGAUGCCUGGUCUAGCACGAUCCAAGGUCACAACAACAGCAACGCACCACUGCAGGCGGCCUGGUCGGCCGCUAAUUGGGUACGUGCCGGUGAAAUCAUGCGCUCGAGCUAUGAACACUGGUCCAAGAAGAGUAUCAAGACUUUCUCUGACAUGCUACGACACGCCUACAUCCCCAUCAUCGAGGACGGCGCCCCGCAGAAGAAUGGAAACUGGGAACUAGUGAUGAUUGAGUCUACCAUAGGGGCUGCCGUCUUCCUUGAAGAUGCAGCUCUGUACGAAAAGUCCUUGGAGUUGUUCUCCGGCCGGGUUCCCGCGUACAUCUACCUGACUUCUGAUGGGAAGUAUCCCGUGCAAGGCCGUGGUGGGAUCAAUACCACCGCGGAGAUUAUCAAAUUCUGGCACAAUCAAAAAACCUUCCCAAUUAGCGGCAUCACGCAGGAGACCUGCCGAGAUUUUGCCCACACCAGCUUUGGCAUCUCAUCCAUCUCUCACAUCGCCGAGACGCUGCGUAUCCAAGGUAUGGACGUGUGGAGAUCCACGGACGUUGGUGCGCGUGUUAAGGCGGCCCUCGAGCUACACACUGCACUGGAUUCAAAAGAGAAACCCAUUCCUAAGUGGCUGUGCAAUGGCACCAUUCCUGACACUAUGAAUCCAAUGUUAGAGCCAGCUUAUAAUGCACUGGCCUUUAAUUUGGGUCACAGAAUGCCUUUUACUAAGAACAUGAGCCGCUCCGGCCUUGCUGUACUACCUGGCUCUAUCACCACUGGCGUUGCUUUUGGUAUCCCCCCUCUGUUGCAUUAUGCAGAGCCUCAGCUACAAGAAAGAUUUCUCCUAGAUCUCUUAGUCGAGCGAAAGAGAAUCUGUAUUGCUAUUACGGAGCCAGAUGCUAGCUCUGACGUCGCCAACAUCACCACGACGGCUACUCUGAACUAUGCUAGCAUGGCAGUCCGAACUGGUGGGGAAAACUCUGGAGGAAAAGGCAUUUCUUUAAUCUUAGUCCCGCUCAAGGACCAUCCUGGCGUGACAAGGAGACGACUUAAAAUUGCGGGGCAGAUUGUGGCUGGAACUUCCUUUAUCGAACUUGAUGAUGUGAGAGUCCGACCGGAAAACCUGAUCGGGCGUGAGAACGAGGGCAUGAAGUACAUCAUGUACAACUUUAACCACGAGCGUAUGUUCAUCUCUCGCAAGGCAUUCAACAAGACUCUCAUGGAACAACCCGUGGUACGUCACCGACUGGCUAAAUGUGGUGCAAUCCUGGAAGCGCAAUGGUCCUGGGUAGAAUCAUUCGCAUACCAGCUCUCCAAGAUGCCUAAGGAAACAGCAGACCAAGAACUCGGUAGUCUGACCGCUCUGUGCAAAGCCAACGCUGGCAUUGUUCUUGACGAGUGUGCGAGAUGCGCUGUUCUAUUGUUCGGCGGCAACGGUUCUACGCGUACGGGCAAGGGCGAGAUUGCGGAGAAGAUUUAUCGAGAAGUGCCUUGGGCCAGGAUUCCUGGUGGAAGCGAGGAUGUUCUGUUGGACUUGGCGAUUAGGUAA
Messenger RNA from Fusarium odoratissimum NRRL 54006, 1947 nucleotides. RefSeq lists its product as uncharacterized. NCBI's taxonomy places the organism in Eukaryota, Fungi, Ascomycota, Sordariomycetes, Hypocreales, Nectriaceae. Gene Ontology annotation, molecular function: flavin adenine dinucleotide binding; lyase activity; oxidoreductase activity, acting on the CH-CH group of donors. Bases 1 to 1947 code for a protein of 648 amino acids. The transcript has 9 exons. The record is from RefSeq and is a predicted model, not a curated record. Gene Ontology annotation, cellular component: periplasmic space.